Molecule: messenger RNA, 3030 nt
Organism: Manihot esculenta (cassava)
Lineage: Eukaryota; Viridiplantae; Streptophyta; Magnoliopsida; Malpighiales; Euphorbiaceae
Product: protein transport protein sec23-1
Exons: 2
Coding region: 349-2721 (790 amino acids)
Biological process (GO): endoplasmic reticulum to Golgi vesicle-mediated transport; COPII-coated vesicle cargo loading; COPII-coated vesicle budding
Cellular component (GO): COPII vesicle coat; endoplasmic reticulum exit site
Molecular function (GO): zinc ion binding; GTPase activator activity
Source: RefSeq, a predicted model, not a curated record
AGCAAAAAAAAUUACCAUUCGCAAGCCAAAAUUAACCAUUUUGUAAUUACCGGCCUUCGGGGGAAAAACAAAAAGAUCACCGGCCACCUCGCGUCUACGGACCGAAUCAAUCAACUAGCCACCGGACUUCACUUCCCCAAACCCCCAGUUCCGCGGGGGCUUUUCGUUUUUCGCUUGCUUUCUCCCCAACCAAGCAGCCUGAUUAUCUCAUCUCCCUCGGUUACUUUCUUUCUUCUCACUACAUCUAAGAUUCCCUUCCUUUUUUAUACACUCACUUACAAGUCGCCUCUAAAAACACCAUGAAACCUCCCUAAAAGCACCCGCGCUCUAGAUCAAUCCGAACCCCUUAUGGAUUUCGUAGAGCUGGAGGCGAUCGAGGGACUGCGUUGGUCCUGGAACGCAUGGCCCACGACGAAGAAUGAAGUCGCGUCCCUUAUAAUUCCACUUAGCAUCAUGUGCACGCCACUGAUGCAAUCUUCAGAGCUCCCAAUUCUCCCGUAUGAACCCCUUACUUGUACUCGAUGCGGCGCUAUCUUAAACCCUUACGCUCGCGUGGAUUACCAGUCUCGCAUUUGGGGUUGUCCCUUCUGCUACCAGAAAAAUUCUUUUCCGAUUUCUUACUCGGGUAUUGGCGAAGCUAAUCUUCCAGCAGAACUUUUUCCCACUUAUAGCACCGUAGAAUACAAAAUCGAUAAGAUCGAUACCAAAUUUGCUUCCAGUUCGCAUUUGGGUUAUAGUUGGGCAAAUGGUUUGUCUUCAUCUAAUACAUCUUUGUCGUCGAUGACAUCAUUGGGGACUCCGAGAAUAGCAGCUGGUGUAGGUGGUGGUGGGGAGUUGAAGGGGAUUGGACCUGCGUUUGUGUUUGUGGUGGAUGCGUGUACAGCCGAAGAGGAGCUGAGGGCGGUUAAAAAUGAGCUUUUGUUGGUCAUUGAGCAGUUACCAGAAAAUGCGCUGGUCGGCUUGGUUGCGUUCGAUUCAAUGGUUAGGGUUUAUGAUCUGGGAUUCUCGGAGUGCUCGAGGGUGGUGGUGUUCCAUGGUGAACGUGAGAUUUCAUCGGAGCAGAUACAACAAUUUCUGGGUGUACGUAGCACCAAAUUGCAGCAACUUGGAAAAAAACCAUUUGUUCAGAAUCCGGGAUUUUUGCUGCCUAUAUCUGAAUGUGAGUUCAAUAUUACUACAGCAGUUGAAGAAAUUUGUUCCUUAGCAGUAGUCAUGCCUGGUCAUCGACCUCAAAGGUGCACUGGAGCAGCAAUAUCAGUUGCAGUUGGACUUCUUGAGGGAUGUUCAGUGCUUACAGGUUCAAGGAUUAUGGUCUUCACUUCUGGCCCUGCAACAUUGGGCCCUGGGAUGAUUGUGGAUUCAGAUCUUAGUAAUGCCAUUAGAACUCAUAGAGACCUCAUCAAUGGUCAUGCUUCUCACUAUAGAAAAUCUUGCAGCUUCUAUAGUAGGUUAUCUCAGAGAUUAUCUGAUGCAUCUGUUGUUCUUGAUUUAUUUGCUUGUUCCCUUGAUCAAGUAGGAGCAGCAGAGCUAAAAGCCCCAGUUGAGAGGUCUGGCGGAUUCAUGAUGUUAGGAGAGCUAUUUGAGUCUGAUCAAUUCAGAAAAUGCCUGCGGCACAUUUUUGGUCGUGAUGAAGAAGGGAGUUUGAAGAUGUAUUUUGAUGCAACAAUUGAGGUGAUCACCACAAAAGACGUAAAGAUCUGCGGAGCACUUGGACCUUGUGUUUCUCUUAGGAAAAAUAAUGGUUUAGUGAGUGACCGUGAGACUGGGGAGGGUGGCACUUAUGCAUGGAAGUUGGGCACACUAACUAAUAAAACAUGCUUAACUUUCUUAUUUGAAGUGGGUGAUGAGCAGAAGGCCCAUCCUGGGUCUGCCUUUUUUAUACAGUUUAUAACACGUUACCGACAUGGAAACAUGGGAAUCCGGAAAAGGGUUACCACAGCUGCAAGAAGAUGGGUCGGCAAUAAGUCUGCAGAAAUCACUUCCGGUUUUGAUCAGGAAGCAGCAGCUUCAGUCAUGGCCAGACUUGCCAUUCACCGAGCAGAAACAUGCUAUGCUCGAGAUGUCGUGAGAUGGCUGGAUGACAAUCUUAUUUGUUUUGCUUCCAAGUUUGGUGACUAUAUCCAAGAAGAUGCAUCGACCUUCCGCUUAUCAACAAACUUCUCUCUUUACCCUCAGUUCAUGUAUUAUUUAAGGAGGUCCCAAUUUAUAGAUGUUUUCAACAGUACUCCUGAUGAAACUGCAUUCUUCCACCUGAUGUUGAACCGUGAAGGAGUUGUUGGUUCCCUUAUCAUGAUACAACCUACACUUUUUCAGUAUUCUUUCGAUGGCCCUCCAAUUCCAGUCCUCCUAGAUGUUCGAUCCAUCUCACGUGAUGUUAUUUUGCUCUUUGAUUCUUACUUCCAUGUGGUGAUUCAUUAUGGAUCCAAGAUUGCUCAGUGGAGGAAACUUGGCUAUCACAAAGAUCCAAACCAUGAGAAUUUGAGAAAGCUGCUGGAAGCUCCUGAAAUUGACGCAGAGCAAUUGGUGGUAGAACGAGUUCCUGCACCAAAACUGAUAAAAUGUGACCAACACAGUAGUCAGGCCAGGUUCCUUCUUGCUAAGUUGAAUCCAUCCGUUACUCAGAACUCAACAUACACAGAAGGAUCAGAAAUCAUACUCACUGAUGAUUUGAGCUUGCAAGAUUUUAUAGAUCACUUGCAAACCCUGGCAGUGAAGGCUUAACCAAGAGGAGAGAUUGUACAGAUUUUUCUCUUCUGGUUCUUUUGGGUUUUGUUUCGCUUGGUAAAGCUAGGAAGGUGAGUGUAUAUUGCUUGCGAGAGUUGAGUUGUCUGGUUGUUGUACCACAGACAGUUGCUUGCAUACAUGUUGAGGAUAACGUAUAUUAUUAUCUUUUAUCCUUUUAAGCGGCUUUUUUUUGUCGGUCCCUUGUGUUUUGAGUUGAUGGCAUCAACGGAUCAUGAUACUAUAAAUUGAGCAUGUUUUAUUUUCUGAAAUUUAUCUUAAUACAAUGUGUUCAUUCAUCUAGCAUCC